CUUAAUUAGUACAGCUCACAAUGAGCACUUCACUCCAUGACACGGUAGGUUGAGUCUCUUGCCAUCAGUCUGCUCCCAUUCAAAACGAUUGCACAAGCAUGUCCAACGAUGCUCCCUUCCACGGCCUCCUCUUCUGGUACGCCCACUUCUCCACCAUCCCGGAUACCCAAACAAUCCGCCUAACCGACUCCCUCCGCGGCAACCUGACUUUAGGCCUCGACUUCCCUGUCGCUCUCGCCGUCGCGAUAGGCCGCCAUCUCUUCCUCCGAAACACCAGCCUCUUCUCCCUCAACGUCCACGUCCCCUCCGUCUCCGUCACGAAGACGCUGCUUGAUGGCGUACCGGUCGACGAGAAGCGCGAGUACACGCGUGCCGAGAUCUGGAAUGUAGCGGCCCAGAAUGGGAUUGCGGGACAGAUGGAUGCGUUGGGGUUGUGGGCGCUUGCGAGUGAUGUGGAGACGGGCAGGUUGAGGGGGAGUGAUGUUGUGGCUUUUCAGAGGGGGACAUUGUUUGAUGAGGUUGAGAGGAGGCGGAAGGGGAGGAAUCAAGUGUUACCGUUUUGGCGAGGGGGUCCGAUCUCUGUUGCUGGCCAUUCCUGGGCUGUCAAGAGAUUGCUCGACGUGGAUGUCUACCGAGCGGACUCGAAGCAUGACUGAGAUUGAUAGCUGGCUCUCACGUUCACCUUAUCAAGGAUAUGUUUCGCUUUCCUGUUGACACAUGUUCCUGCGGCUUCGAUAUACCAUGAUGCGCGUCUUGGCGAGAUCUAUUCGCCAUGUCAAACCUGGUGCUAUCACGUCUGCUAGUAUGAACGGACCGUAUUGAUCAUAUGGUAUCAUCUACGCACAAUGGAGCCAGCUAUGCUAUACCGCUCAAGUCUCGUCC
This is a messenger RNA of Baudoinia panamericana UAMH 10762, 882 nucleotides long. RefSeq lists its product as uncharacterized. The transcript has 2 exons. NCBI's taxonomy places the organism in Eukaryota, Fungi, Ascomycota, Dothideomycetes, Mycosphaerellales, Teratosphaeriaceae. Bases 99 to 656 code for a protein of 185 amino acids. The record is from RefSeq and is a predicted model, not a curated record.